AUGGGGGCUGUGGCGGCUGCUCCCCUGCGCACGCGCACAGGCUCGUGUUUGAAAGGCCGUCCGGGCCAGUGGAGGGGUGCGGUCCUGCUGAGGAGGCGUGACACCGGGGCCCCGGGGGUGCCGCCUGCAGAGUGGAGCUCUGGGCAGCUGCUCCAGCGCCACCCUGCUGCCCGCCCGCCAUGCUGGCUAUGGACCAGGACGCAGGGCAGUGUGGGUCCCCGGGGCACGACUGUGGGUUUAGGAGACACCCCGAAAGGUGAGCAGGAGCCCCGCACGGGCCCUGGGGCAGGGCUGCGGCUCCAUGCCAGUGGUUCCUUCCCGGCGCCCCCAGGCGGGAGCCAGGGCAAGAAUGAGGAGCUCCGCCUGUAUCACCAUCUCUUCGACAACUACGACCCGGGGUGCCGGCCGGUCAGGAGGCCCGAGGACACGGUGACCAUCACCCUCAAGGUCACGCUGACCAACCUCAUCUCCCUGAACGAGAAAGAGGAGACCCUGACCACCAGCGUCUGGAUCGGGAUCGACUGGCAUGACUACAGGCUCAACUUCAGCAAGGACGACUUCGCGGGCCUGAAGACCCUGCGGGUUCCCGCUGAGGAAGUGUGGCUGCCGGAGAUUGUUCUGGAAAACAACAUCGACGGGCAGUUCGGAGUGGCCUACGAAGCCAACGUGCUGGUGUACGAGGGGGGCUACGUGAGCUGGCUGCCGCCGGCCAUCUACCGCAGCACCUGCGCCGUGGAGGUCACCUACUUCCCCUUCGACUGGCAGAACUGCUCCCUCGUGUUCCGCUCCCAGAGCUACAACGCGGAGGAGGUGGAGUUCGCCUUCGCCGUGGACGACGCCGGCGACGCCAUCGACACCAUCGACAUCGACACCGAGGCUUUCACGGAGAACGGAGAGUGGGCCAUCGACUACUGCCCAGGCGCGAUCCGCCGCUACCGCCAAGGCCCCGCCGAAGGCCCCGAGCAGACUGACAUCACCUACACGCUCAUCAUCCGCCGGAAGCCGCUGUUUUACGUCAUCAACAUCAUCGUCCCCUGCGUGCUCAUUUCUGGCCUGGUGCUGCUCGCUUACUUCCUGCCCGCGCAGGCCGGCGGCCAGAAGUGCACGGUCUCCAUCAACGUCCUGCUGGCCCAGACCGUCUUCCUGUUUCUGAUCGCCCAGAAGACCCCGGAGACGUCUCUGAGCGUGCCGCUGCUGGGCAGGUACCUGCUCUUCGUCAUGGUGGUCGCCACGCUCAUCGUCACGAACUGCGUCAUCGUGCUCAACGUGUCUCUAAGGACGCCGACGACCCACGCGGCGGCCCCGGGGCUGCGCCGGGUUUUGCUGGAGCUGCUGCCGCGCCUCCUGGGUUCGAGGCCGCCCCCGGAGGCCCCGCGAGCCGCCCCCGCCAGGCGCGCGUCGUCCCUGGGCAUUCUGCUCCGCGCGGAGGAGCUCAUCCUGCGGAAGCCGCGCAGCGAGCUGGUGUUCGAGGGGCAGCGGCAUCGCCAGGGCGCCUGGGCGGCUGCGCUCUGCCAGAGCCUGGGGGCCGCGGCGCCCGAGGUCCGCCGCUGCGUGGACGCCGUGAACUUCGUGGCCGAGAGCACGCGGGAGCAGGAAGCCACGGGCGAGGAGCUGUCCCACUGGGUGAGGAUGGGCAAGGCCCUGGACAACAUCUGCUUCUGGGCAGCGCUGGUGCUCUUCAGCGUCGGCUCCACCGUCAUCUUCCUCGGCGGUUACUUCAACCAAGUUCCCGACCUCCCCUACCCGCCGUGCAUCCGACCCUGAGCCUGCGCCCCCCGACAGGCCGUGACAAUAAACGCGUUGUGUGGA
Messenger RNA from Meriones unguiculatus (Mongolian gerbil), 1809 nucleotides. RefSeq names its product cholinergic receptor nicotinic epsilon subunit (gene Chrne). Bases 1 to 1764 code for a protein of 587 amino acids. The transcript has 12 exons. Gene Ontology annotation, molecular function: transmembrane signaling receptor activity; acetylcholine-gated monoatomic cation-selective channel activity. Gene Ontology annotation, biological process: nervous system process; chemical synaptic transmission; regulation of membrane potential. Gene Ontology annotation, cellular component: neuron projection; synapse; postsynaptic membrane. The record is from RefSeq and is a predicted model, not a curated record. Lineage: Eukaryota; Metazoa; Chordata; Mammalia; Rodentia; Muridae.